GACCUAAUGCUUUUCUGUGGGUCCAACUCCUCUCUUUAGUCGUCCUGAAUCUGGUCUGGGAAUAGAGCUUUGGCCCCUGGGACUGUCUGACCAAGGAAUGCCCUUGAGAGGAGGCUGGGAGACUCGCUUCCUCUAACCUCCUUCUAGGUGCCCAAAGAGCUUUCUCUCCAGGAUAAAGGGACUCGAUUCUUUGAUUGCUGAGGAAACUAAGGUGCAGCGUGGUUGUGAUUUGCUCCAGGUCACUCAUGUAAUAAAGGGCAGAAAGAGUUUUAAAUAUAAAUGGUAGCUUCACUCUUUUCCUUCAGUCUGAUGCUGGCUUUUUCCCCUCUUCUUAAUAAUUCAUCAGACUUAUCUUCAAGGAGAAUCUUGGUGGUGUAGCUUUCUUAUUCUAGCAUUAAGCUGCCCUCCUAUUCUUCCCAAAUGCUCUUUCGUGAAGGUCAUUGGCUACUUUAUUAUUGAAGAAAGGUAGGGAGGGGUCUUAGGUUUGGUUCUGUGUGCCCAAGACAUUUCCUGGGUCUGUUCCUAGUCCUGCUUCUGCAGGGGACUGGCUAAACAGUGCAGAGGCAGAUCAGGCUGAAAAUGAGCCAGCAGGUUCCCGGAGACAGUCCAGAUCUCAGAAAUAAUGCAUCUGGCCCCCAGAAUCUCCAGGGGACUGAAGAGGACAGUUGGAUGAGAAGGGUGUUGAGCGACUCCGAGGACGUACAGGAUCGGGGGCCAUCUAUCUGCCCACCUUCGCUUCCUACCAUCCCCCAGGAUUCUCAGGCCCUGUUGUUUCCCUGCCAUCUGCUCUCAGUGAAGAUCAUUCGCAUGAGAAAUGUCCGUCAGGCUGAUGUGUUGAGUCUGACAGAUUGUUUUGUAAAUCUCUGGCUCCCCACUGCCUCCCAUGAGAAGUUAAGAACGAGGACUAUCUCCAACUGCACCAACCCAGAAUGGAAUGAAACCUUCAACUUCCGGAUCCAGAGCCAGGUUAAGAAUGUACUGGAACUAAGUGUCUGCGAUGAGGACUUAGUUACCCCAGAUGACCACCUCUUGACUGUUCUGUAUGACCUCACUAAGCUCUGCUUCCGAAAGAGGACCCAUGUGAAAUUUCCACUCAACCCUGAGGGCAUGGAAGAACUGGAAGUGGAAUUCUUGCUGGAAGAGAGUCCCACUCCACCUGAAAGUCUCCUCACCAAUGGCGUACUAGUGUCUAGACAAUUUUCCUGUUUGGAGGUCCAUGCGAAGCAUAAAAAACAGAAGAAGAAAGGAAAAAGAAAACAGCUAAGUGUGACAGUGAAUGAAUCCUAUGAAAACACCCAGUACAUCACACCCAUCUACAACUCCUGUGACCGAUGCCCAGAUCUUGCCUUCUUCCACUAUGCCAAAUACUUCCAGCCCCAAAUGCAUGUGGAUGUGCCCAAGAAACACUGGACCCAUGGGCUUUCCUGCUGCUGUGGUGCCCGUAAGAAUAAGUGUUCUGUCUGUGUGCCCCUGGAUUGCCUCCCAGAUGGACAAGAAUUGACAGUACCUAUGAAUGAAAACUGUGAUUUAUCUAUGACAGCCAAAGACUGCCCUGGUGAGACCAACGUGAGGCUGAGUUAUGAUCUAUGCCCAGAGGAGCUUGAGUUUCUGCAGAAGAGGAAGGUGAUUGUGGCAGAAGCUAUAAAGCAAGUUUUACAGCUGCAAGAAGAUCUGCAAGAAGAUGAGGUGCCUACUGUUUCCAUCAUGGCCACAGGGGGUGGCCUGAGAUCAAUGACCUCCAUGUUUGGCCACUUGUUGGGGCUUCAAAAGCUGAAUGUCCUGAACUGUACCAGCUAUGUGACAGGUCUUUCCGGUGCAACUUGGACCAUGGCCCACUUAUACAAAGAUGCUCACUGGUCCUCCAAAAAUCUGGAGAAGACCAUCCAGGAGGUUCGGAGACAAGCUGUCAAAAACAAGAUCCCUGCCCUUUACUCUGAACAACUCAGCUAUUACCGGCAGGACCUGCAGGAAAGGAGCCAAGAGGGCUACAAAGUGACCCUCAUAGACCUGUGGGGUUUAUUGCUCGAGUCUUGUUUCUUUGAUGAGAGAUAUGAAGGGAAAUUGUCAUGGCAAAAAGAAGCUCUGUGCCAGGGUCAGAAUCCCCUCCCAAUCUACCUCACCAUCAAUGUGAAGGAUAAUGUAAGCAACCAGGAUUUCAGAGAAUGGGUGGAGUUCACCCCCUAUGAAGUGGGAUUCCAAAAGUAUGGAGCCUUUAUCCCCUCGGAAUAUUUUGGCUCUGAGUUCUACAUGGGAAGGCUGAUGAAGAGGAUCCCAGAGUCCCGGAUAUGCUACAUGAUAGGUCUGUGGAGCAGCAUCUUCUCCCUGAACCUGCUUGAUGCCUGGAAUCUGUCUCAUACUUCAGAGGAAUUUUUCCACAUGUGGACAAGAGAAAAAAUGCAAGAUAUUGAGGAUGAGCCUAUAUUGCCUGAAAUCCCAAAAUGUGAUGCAAACGCCCUGGAGACAACAGUGGUGACACCAGGGACGAAGCUAGCCAAUACUUUACGGGACAUCAUCACCUACCGUGCCUUUGUGUCGCAGUUUCACAACUUCCUUCAAGGCCUGCAGCUUCACACAGACUACCUGCAAAAUAGCCAGUUCUCCACCUGGAAAGAUACAGUGCUGGACUGUUUCCCAAACCGUCUGACCCAGUCCGUGAAUCAUCUCUGCCUGCUGGAUACUGCCUUCUUCAUCAACGCCUCUUACCCACCCCUCCUAAGACCUGAGAGGAAAACUGAUGUCAUCAUACAUCUCAACUAUUGUGCAGGUUCCCAGACAAAGCCCUUAAAACAGACCUGUGAGUACUGUGAGGUGCAGAAUAUCCCCUUCCACAAAUUAAACCUGGAAGAAGAAAAUGACAACCUGAAGGAGUGUUACCUGAUGGUACCUGAUGAUGAUGCCCCAGAUGCCCCAAUAGUAGUCUUCUUCCCCCUCAUCAAUGGCUCUUUCCAAAAGUACAAAGCCCCAGGUGUGGAGCGUAGCCCUGAGGAGAUGGAAGAUGGAAAUGUUGACAUCUAUGGCCCUAAUACUCCCUAUAGCACCAAAGAGCUAACCUAUACAGAGUCUGCUUUUGACCGAUUAGUGAACCUUUCUGAGUACAACAUCUUAAAUAAUGCAGACAAGAUCCGUCAGGCCUUACACCUGGCCUUGGAAAGGAAGAAGCAAUCGAAGAAACCAUGUUCAGCAUAAACAUGGUGACCAUCAUGGAUAGUGUUCCUGUUUUUCCACCAUGGCAUCAGAGUCCAAUGCCUACGGAUUUGUUGGUAGAGGAUGUCCUCUCUCAUUGAGUCAAGACUUGACAAGAACCAUUUAUGUAUACCAAGAUGAGAGAGAGAUGUGGGGGAAAGGAAGAAGCAGAAAAUAACAAAUGAGAGGUACAUUGAGUUUUACUACCCAAAUUGAAACCAUUGAAUUUUUUUAGUAGUUUUUUAAAAAACUGAAUAACUCCCUGAAAUGAAGGGAGUACCAUUGCCACAGGCUCAGGCAUGCUGUCAUCUGAGAAGACUGAGGGCUGGGACAGGGGGAAAAACCCAGAGCUUGUUUUAACUGAGAGGAAACUUGAUACAGUAGGGAAAAAGGAGUAUUGGAAUUGUAAUCAGAAGACCUGAACUCAAAUCCUAAUUUUGUCAUUAAAUAUUUGUGCAAGUAUGGGCAAAUCUCUUUACUUCUCUAGGUAUAAAAUGAGGAAAACUGGACUAAAUAAUCAUUCUUCCUCUAUAAAGUUCAAAUAAUUAUCUCAGACUCUUCUCUGUCUCAUCUGCAUGGAUAUCCCAAGGACAAUGGGUAUGUGAUCUGUAAAGCAGUUUUAAAUUUCUCCCAAAAAACAAUUAAAUCUUCAUUCUUAUGAUCAUUUUUAUUGGCCAAUGACAAUGUGUACACCAGAAAGACAUCCUGGCAUCUUCAAUGACAUAGCCAAGCAGGUGACCAGAUUUUAAUUCACUACUGCCCACUCAGGAUUUGAGCCAAGUCUCGAUUACAUGAAGUGGUUUUCCUACAAGCAAGCGGGGCUCCUGGCAUUCACAUUUUAGGAAAUGCUAGACAAAGCACAAGACGUGUCCAGAUUGUUGAUUGUAAAUAGUGCUGCUGAGGGAUAUAACUUAGAAACAAUGGUAAAGACUCCCCAGAAUGGUUUGGACAAGCCUGUAAACCAUGAGAGCCCCAUAGUAGAGAAUUCAGAGCUAAGUUCACAAAAUGCCAUUGACUUCACAGAAUAGGUGUUCUUGGGACCCAGAGGCCAAGGUUAACUGGAAGCAUGCUCUUGGAGAACUGGACUUGGAUUUUCUUCCUAUUCUACCUCUCUCCUUGCCAUUCACCAUCAGGUCAUGAUUACUGUCAUUUAUCAUGUAAGCAUAAUCUACUUAAGUUUUUGAGUAAUGAGCCAAAUUACAGGACCUGUGUGUUGAAGGUGAAGGCAAUGGGAUCCACAAUUACCUCAAAGCUUAGAUGAUGAGGUUCAUAUACAUACUGUAUAGAAUGAGAGUGUCAUUCAGUUCAUUUAUGGACUUCAAAACUAAAUUAAACUGAUGACUGAAUAAAUA
Monodelphis domestica (gray short-tailed opossum) is the source of this 4535-nucleotide messenger RNA. RefSeq names its product phospholipase A2 group IVE (gene PLA2G4E). Lineage: Eukaryota; Metazoa; Chordata; Mammalia; Didelphimorphia; Didelphidae. Gene Ontology annotation, cellular component: cytosol. The record is from RefSeq and is a predicted model, not a curated record. Gene Ontology annotation, molecular function: calcium ion binding; calcium-dependent phospholipid binding. Gene Ontology annotation, biological process: glycerophospholipid catabolic process.